UACAAAUUCCAGGGUCCUCUUCAUGCGGGGGCGGUGUGUGCUGCAAGCCCUCUGGUAGAGGGGCUCCUUGGAGCUCCGGGCCGAACCCCUAUCGGAUUUUGUCCCUCCGGCCUCAGGCUCCUGGAUUCCGAGCCUCCUAGAUCUGUACCAGCUGAAUUACUCUCACCUGCUUCCAUUCUCAACACCAGGAAUCUGAGAUCCAGAAGUAUCAGCAACAAAGAUGUCUAAUGAGCCACCACCUCCUUAUCCAGGAGGUCCUUCAGCCCCACUACUGGAGGAAAAAAGUGGAGCCCCACCUACCCCAGGCCGAACCUCUCCAGCUGUGAUGCAGCCGCCACCAGGCAUGCCACUGCCCUCUGCUGACAUUGCCCCCCCACCCUAUGAGCCACCUGGCCAUCCAGCACCUCAGACUGGCUUUGUGCCCCCCCACAUGAAUGCAGAUGGCACCUACAUGCCUGCAGGUUUCUAUCCUCCUCCAGGCCCUCACCCACCUAUGGGCUAUUAUCCACCAGGACCCUACCCACCAGGGUCCUACCCUGGCCCUGGGGGCCACACGGCCACAGUAUUGGUUCCAUCAGGGGCAGCCACCACGGUGACAGUACUGCAGGGAGAGAUCUUUGAAGGCGCACCAGUGCAGACAGUGUGUCCUCACUGCCAGCAGGCCAUCACCACCAAGAUCUCCUACGAGAUAGGCCUGAUGAACUUUGUGCUGGGUUUCUUCUGCUGCUUCAUGGGGUGUGACCUGGGCUGCUGCUUGAUCCCCUGCCUCAUCAAUGACUUCAAGGAUGUGACACACACAUGUCCCAGCUGCAAAGCCUACAUCUGCACAUACAAGCGCUUGUGCUAACGGAGCCAGACUUGGACUUCCCCACCUCUCAGUCUGGCCCUGUGUGCUUUUCCCCAUGCUCAGUGGUCACUACCCUCCAGCCCCCACUUAGGGUUGGAAGUUUUGCCACUGUACCCUGGAAAUCCUGUUCUCACCUUGCCCUUCCCUGAGCAUCCGACUCUUCCAGCAAAAAUUCUGUUGGAUUUAAGGCCAAGGGCCAGUGGGUGGCAUGGGGGUGGCACUGAUCUUGUGUGUUACUCGGACAUUUGAGAUUCAGAAGAUAAGCUAGAGAGGCUCUCUUAACUGGGGUCCUCAUUUCUCCUUUUCUGUAUAAGUAUAAGGUCCAGGCUGGCCCUUACUCUUCCUGGGACCAAAAGCACCCAGAGGCAUCAACAGGUCCCCAGACUAGGGCCUACAGUGACAGUUGUGCCUGGAACCACAGUUGUUCCUGACCUGCUGGAAUUAAGUCAGGGUGUCAUCUAAAGUUAAGUGGACCUAAGCAAGAUAGAGUCUUAAGGCCUGGGUUUAAGUGGGGUUUGCUGUCUGGGGUACCAAGAUAGGGAAAGAAAGAAAGAAUGACUGGUAACCCUGGACCUCAGAACUCUCAGGUAUGGAAACACCCCAGAGAACUGCCUGGUAGGAGGCAAAGAGGAUGCUGGGCUAUUUAAAGCUCUGGGGCAAGAACGUGCCCCUGUUCUCACCUAGCUUGAGUCAGUCAGUGUGCAGAUCUCCUUUCUGGCCACACCUCUGUGAACGCCUGUAUUCUCUGAGGCCAGAAGGAAUGAAUGCCCAUGAGCCUGUCCUGUUUACUUCUGUGUCUAUGCUGUGUGAGGGUGCAACUUCUGCCUGGUGGUUUGUUGACAUGGCAGAUCAGAAGCACCUCUUUGUAGGUUUAUUGGUCUCUGGAAUAAGUGCCAGCCUUUUUGCCAUAGUUGACUUGCUUCCAUAUUGGAGCUCCUCUGAAGGAACAGAUGUGGCACUGGGCUGGGGACCAGGAAGAAGUCACAAGUGGUGGGAGUAUCCUAGGGACAUGAGUCAUGCCCAGGGUGUAAGCCCAAACCUGUCCAUGUCUUAAUGGUCUGUGAAUAUGCCGUGUGGACGCUGUAUCCUGCUGCUGUCCCUCUCCUGGUCUCAUAACACUGCAUGGCCUCCUAGCACUGUGAACUGUGGCCAGUUUGUAGUUUCAUUAAAUUGGCCCUUUCACUCCCCUGCCCUGGGCCUCUGCUGUCUUGCCUGGCUUCCUUCUUUUCUGAGAUACAGGGUGGGACACUACAGUAGUCUUAGGGGCAGGCAGGAGCCUGAGCCUGGGAAUCAACACAUUUAAGAAUCCAAUUACACCAAACCAGAAUUAUAUAUAGACCUGCCCUGGGGGAACCCAGCUGUUCUGGGCCAGGGCAUUGGUUUCUACUGUUUGCAUAAUUAGACGUCCAGGCUGCAGAACCUGAGAAUGAGUCCUGUCCUAGCUUACUGACCUCUUAACCAAUAGCUAUUGCUCUUUUGUCCUUAAACAAGACCUUACAGUCUGAAAAUGACACACUAAGCACUCAGUUCUUAGUAAAAUCAAUCUUCUGAACUGUGAAGGUGGUGGGCUCAAAUCUUUUUGAGUUUCCCUGUUGUUCUACCAUUUUUUCACACAAAGACUUUUAUAGGAAUAUCCAACUAAUAAAAAUAUUUAAAUUCA
This is a messenger RNA of Grammomys surdaster, 2507 nucleotides long. It is a transcript of the gene Cdip1, whose product is annotated as cell death inducing p53 target 1. The coding region runs from base 221 to 847 and encodes 208 amino acids. Gene Ontology annotation, molecular function: zinc ion binding. The record is from RefSeq and is a predicted model, not a curated record. Gene Ontology annotation, biological process: intrinsic apoptotic signaling pathway in response to DNA damage by p53 class mediator; tumor necrosis factor-mediated signaling pathway. Lineage: Eukaryota; Metazoa; Chordata; Mammalia; Rodentia; Muridae. The transcript has 6 exons.